Molecule: messenger RNA, 1735 nt
Organism: Phragmites australis (common reed)
Lineage: Eukaryota; Viridiplantae; Streptophyta; Magnoliopsida; Poales; Poaceae
Product: UDP-glycosyltransferase 88B1-like
Exons: 1
Coding region: 132-1565 (477 amino acids)
Molecular function (GO): UDP-glycosyltransferase activity
Source: RefSeq, a predicted model, not a curated record
CCGGUUACAUCUACAUGCACUAAGACAGAAGACUAUUCGUCCCUUCCGCAGUGUCGAUAGUGGCUACUCGCUAGAAUCUUGCAGCUUGCAAGCUGUAGAACAGUCGACAAAAGCUUUGCCAGGACAGUGCGAUGGCAAUGGCGAAUGUUAACGUCCUCCUCCUCCCUGAACUAGGCUCCGGCCACUUCAUGUCGCUGAUCGAAGCCGGGAAGCGGCUGCUCGGUCACGGCGGCGGAGACGACGACCACCGCGAGAUCACGGUGACCGUCCUCGUUGUGCGGCCACCGACGGCGGAGUCCGCGUCCGAGGUGGACGCGCACAUCCGGCGCGUUGAAGCAUCCGGAUAUGACGUCCGGUUCCGCCACCUCCCCGCAGUGGAGCCCCCGACGGACUGCGUCGGCAACGUGCAGGAAUUCAAGUCGCGCUACAUGGAGCUCUACAAGCCGCACGUCUGGGCCGCGGCGCGGGAGCUCCGCGCCGCCGCGCUCGUGGUCGACUUCUUCGCCACCACCGUGCUCGAUGCGGCCCGCGAGCUCGCCGUGCCGGCUUACGUGUACUUCAGCUCCACGGCCGCGCUGCUCGCGCUCACCCUGAGGCUGCCGGCCCUGGACGAGGAGGUCGCCGUCGACUUCGAGGCGUUCGAGGGCACGGUGGACGUCCCGGGCAUGCCGCCGGUGCCUGCAGGGUCCGUCCCAGGGUUCCUGAGCCGCAAGAAGUCCCCGAACUACACGUGGUUUGUGCACCACGGCAGGCGGUUCAUGGAGGCCAACGGCAUCAUCGUUAACACGGUGGCCGAACUCGAGCCGGGAAUUCUCGCCGCGAUAGCCGAAGGCCAAUGCGUGCCGCCACGAUCGGCGCCGCCGUUGUACCCGAUGGGCCCGGUGAUGAACCUCGGUGUCAAAGAGUCCAACGAGGACUGCAUCCGGUGGCUCCACGCGCAGCCGCCGGCGUCGGUGGUGUUCCUCUGCUUCGGGAGCAUGGGAUGGUUCGACGCCGCGAAGGCGCACGAGGUCGCCGCGGGUCUGGAGCGAAGCGGCCACCGUUUCCUGUGGGCGCUGCGCGGCCCUCCUGCCGCCGGCUCGUGGCACCCGAUGGACGCCGACCUAGAUGAGCUCCUCCCCGCGGGGUUCCAAGAGAGGACGAAGGAGAGGGGCCUCGUGUGGCCGAGGUGGGCGCCGCAGAAGGAGGUCCUCUCCCACCCCGCAGUCGGCGGCUUCGUGACGCACUGCGGGUGGAACUCGACGCUGGAGAGCCUGUGGCACGGCGUGCCGCUGGUGCCGUGGCCGCUGUACGCGGAGCAGCACCUGAACGCGUUCGAGCUGGUGGCCGUCACGGGAGUGGCCGUGGCGAUGGAGGUGGACAGGAAGCGGGACAACUUCGUGGAGGCCGCGGAGCUGGAGCGGGCGGUGAGGUCACUGAUGGGCGGCGGCGAGGAGGGGAGGAAGGCGAGGGAGAAGGCCGCGAAGGCGAAGGCCGCGUGCCGGAAGGCCGUGGAGGAGGGCGGAUCGUCGUACUUGUCGCUGCAGAGGCUGCGUGAUGCGAUUCGCAGCGGUGCAGCAGCGUAGCUUGAUCGUUUUUUUUAACAGACCAGCAAGAGAUUUACCGGUUUUUAUAUUGAUAAAGAAACUGAAAAGUUAAUAUCAAAAGAGAACUAGACCGGCUAAAAGGACAAAAAUAAAGAAGUAGCCUAGAGAAGGCUCAAAGAACUAAAUAUGACAAGAAAUUAUGUCUCGAA